AUGAGCGGACGGCUUAUAUCAGCCGCCGGGCGCCUGCCGGCAACGCGUCCCGGACUGGUCCGAGCCGUUCGCCAGUAUCACCACCUGCCCUCCGGUGGCCUUCUUCGAGCUGAUUCCGCCAUACGCGCAACCCAAAGACGCAUGGGCUUUUCGAUAAACUCCUACCAUAAUGCUGUUAUUGUGCGCAAUGCCUCCUUUGCGCGCUUUCUCCCGAGGCUCGUCGUCAAGUUUGUGAGGAUUCCCGCCAUGGCAGGAGGAGUCAUGAUAGGUGGACUGGCCUGGAUACAAUACCAAGCUACUCAGGCGGGCAACUACGCUUGGGAUGUUUUCAACACAACGAAAGAUACCGUUUCGACUACCGCCACAGGAUUAUUUGGCGGCGCCAAAGACAUUGCAGACCAGACGAUGCGAGGAUGGCAGAACACGAAGGAUCAGGCGGAACUACCUGAAUGGAUCCAGAAGAUUCUACGGAUACAAGAAGAAGUAGGAACGGGGAAGGGAGACGGUGGCCCUGGAGGAGAGGAACCCCCAAAUCAGAGUAGAACAGGCGCCGCUGUGGCUGGUGGCACUGCUGCCGCAUACGGCUACGACCAGUCUUCCGAAGACGAUCCACGGAGCGCCGACGAGAUUGCCAAAGACGACCAGAUGAUGGUGUUGACGAAAAAGAUGAUCGAGAUCCGGAAUAUACUGGCAAGAGUUGGACAAUCAAGUACUCUAACGCUACCCUCGAUCGUCGUUAUAGGGUCGCAGUCUUCUGGAAAGAGUUCAGUCUUGGAAGCUAUUGUUGGACACGAGUUCUUGCCCAAGGGAACGAACAUGGUCACGCGGAGACCCAUUGAGCUCACCCUGAUCAACACCCCCGAUUCCAAUGCCGAGUAUGGCGAGUUUGCGGAUCUGGGUCUGGGCAAGAUCUCCGACUUCUCCUCCAUCCAGCGAACCUUGACCGAGCUGAACCUAGCUGUCCCCGACACCCAGUGUGUGUCCGACGACCCGAUUCGUCUUUCCAUAUCUUCGCCGAAUGUGCCCGACCUAUCCCUGAUCGAUCUCCCUGGCUAUAUUCAGGUGGUGGGCCAGAAUCAACCUCUUGAGCUGAAGCAGAAGAUAUCGGAACUAUGCGACAAAUACAUUCAGGCGCCGAACGUCAUCUUAGCGAUCUCGGCUGCUGAUGUUGAUCUGGCUAAUUCAACAGCGUUACGAGCGAGUCGAAGGGUUGACCCCAGGGGCGAAAGGACAAUAGGGGUUGUGACGAAGAUGGAUUUAGUCGACCCGACACGGGGCGCUUCAAUACUCAACGACAAGCAGUAUCCACUGCGUCUGGGCUAUGUCGGCGUUGUUUCCCGUGCUCCUACUACUGCGGGAUUGUUCAAGAAGGGCAAUGCGAAUUUAACAUCGGCCAUCACCAAGAACGAGAACUCGUUCUUCUCAGCCCACCCCUUGGAGUUCGGUCCCGGCGCGGAUGUCACAGUUGGAACCUCGACGCUACGGAAGAAACUCAUGCACGUCCUAGAACAAACCAUGUCGGCCAGUCUGCAGACCACCAGUGAUUCUAUCCGUCAGGAGCUUGAGGAGGCAACUUACGAGUUUAAAGUCCAAUACAACGAUAGGCCUCUUUCCGCCGAAUCUUAUCUCGCCGAGAGCUUGGAUGCUUUCAAGCACUCCUUCAAACAGUUUGCUGAGGAGUUUGGACGGCCACAGAUGCACGAGCUUUUGAAAAAUGAGCUCGAUCAACGGGUGCUUGACCUGUUAGCCGCAAGAUACUGGAACAAACCGAUUCAAGAUCUGAGCGUCCCUAUCCCGGAACCUGAUAGCCUUGUCGACCUUCCCAAAGCUGAUCCGACCGCUAUGUACUGGCGUAGACGACUAGACGCCUCCACCUCGGCGCUGACGAAGCUUGGUGUCGGUAGACUCGCCACUAACGUGGUAGCGAGUUCGAUUCAGUCACACAUCGACAACCUCAUCAGUCACUCGACUUUCGUGAAUCACCCAUUUGCGCGUGAAGUCAUCACGGAAGCAGCCUCGAGUAUAUUGAACGACAGGUUUUACAGUACCAGUGACCAAGUGGAAAACUGCAUCAAACCGUUCAAGUUCGACAUCGACAUGGAAGAACGUGAGUGGGCGACUGGGCGGGAUCACGUUCAGGGUGUGCUAAAAAGGGAACUAUCUGCAUGUGAAGGUGCUUUCAAAUCCUUGGAGGACACUGUCGGUGGGAGGAGGAAGUUGAAGGAGGUCAUGACCUUUGUCGACAAGGCGAGGAAGGGUGAUGUUGUGGUCGAAGGCGAGAUUCGCAGUGGUGCUGGCGGCUUCAGUGCCUCACUGCUCCAAAAAGGUCGCGAAGCUGUCUUCCUCCGAGACCGCGCUGACAUCAUCAAGAUGCGCAUGCUGGCUGUCAAGUCAAAGCAAUGCGCGAAUAUGAAGAACAAGUACAACUGCCCAGAAGUCUUCCUCGACGCUGUGGCUACAAAACUCGCAUCAACAGCAGUCCUCUUCCUGAACGUGGAACUCCUUUCGGAAUUUUACUACAAUUUCCCCCGCGAGUUAGACUCGCGACUUGGUCGGCAUCUUUCUGACGAUCAGGUGGAGAAGUUUGCUAAGGAGGAUCCCAAGAUCAAGAAGCACAUCGAAGUUAUCAGACGUAAGGAACUGCUCGAGUUAGUCCUGGACAAGAUGGAGAGCUUGAGACAGCUUGAAGGCCGUGAGAAGGAGCGGUCGAGGCCGGGCGGCCAGAGAAGCAACGAUAAGGAGCGGGGACGAUGGGGUAUAUUCUAG
This is a messenger RNA of Anthostomella pinea, 2766 nucleotides long. Lineage: Eukaryota; Fungi; Ascomycota; Sordariomycetes; Xylariales; Xylariaceae. The record is from the annotation of a GenBank genome assembly.